AACGGUGCGGUGGUGGUAUAAAUACGGCCGUGUUUCUUUCGUCGCAAAACAAAUCAGAUUGCCGCGCGGAUCCAUUGGGUGUUGCGUUCGUGAUUUUCGGGGGCACCGCAAGUGUUGAAUAUUGUUUUUCAUCGAAAUGAAUCCCCCUCGAAGUGGAAGGCUGCAGCGUUAGGUGGUGAACAGCGUAUGCAAAAGCGAUGCAUAUAUUUAGUGCGCGGUCCUUGACCGCUACCUUUCCCACGUGGGUUGUCGGUGAUGCUGCGUGUGUGCUCUGCUGGUGGUUGGAUUGAUAAAGUUUCUCCUCUCUCUCUCUCGGGCGGAAACUUAUCGUCGUGUCGAAGAUUGCGGACAGUGACAAAAACGCAGUUGAGUGGAGCUCGGUUCGCUUGGCUGAGCUGUGAGCGGAGCGGUCGAGAUAGUGGAUAGUGGAGCAGUGAAAGCCGGCACCUUGCCUUGUCCCUCGGGCCCUACCCUGCGCCGUAGUUAUGUGGUACCGAUCGUGAGCACGAUCAGUGACCAGCGAUCCGUGGAGGAUGAGUACGGAGAGUGAGCGCGCGGCUCUGAUCUCGCAUUCGUGUUGUGUCGUCGUCGGCAGCGGUCGGUAGCUAGAGCCACAGAAUUGUGCCACUUUCUCGCCGUUGCUGGGAAAGUUUUGAAAGUUUUUAUUUUUUUAUCAACGAACACGGCGCAUUCCCCGCAUCCGGUGGAAUUUUGUGAUAAAGCCUAGCGAUCGGAGAAGCUUUCGGUGAAACGAUCUAAGCAAUCUGUGAAAAGCGAGGCAAAAAUGUCGCUCCGUCGUAUCUACGGGAUGCAGUCACGGCUGUGGGUGCAGCUACAAAAAAGUGCAGUGAAAGUGGUCCGAAGUGACCCGUCCCCGACGCCGGGACGAAGAACGGUCGCGACUACGGCAGCGUGCCACGAAAAGCUGGCACCGAAACCGUUGCCAAAGCACGACUGGAACCGUGCCGUGAGUGAGGCGGAAAAGAUCGUCGGUUAUCCGACGUCGUUCCUCAGCUUACGGUGGCUGCUGAGCGACGAGAUCGCGAACGUCGCCCUGCAUCUACGGAAGCUGGUCGGCAGCAACCAUCCGCUUCUUCGAACGGCCAAGAUGUUGAUCUACAAUGGCAAGAACAACAUGCAGACCUGGGGACUGAUUGUGCUGCUCGUGUCGAAGGCUGUCGGUCACGCACCGACCGUACCCGAUCUGGAGCAGGACAAAAGUGCGGGCGUGUUGCAGUCUCAGCGCGGGCUGGCAGAGAUCACGGAGAUGAUCCGGACGGCGCACCUCGUUCACCAGGGCCUAGUGAACCUCCAAUCGUUCGCGGACGCCGGCAACGAGCUCGCCAGCGAGAGUGACACGAUCUUUGGCAACAAAAUUGCCCUGCUGAGCGGGGACUAUCUGCUCGGUAAUGCGUGCUUGCAGUUGGCUGGCCUCCGGAAUCAGGCACUGAUCGAGCUCAUUUCGUCGGCCGUGCGAGAUUUGGCCGAAUCGAGUUUCUUGGGCGUGCGCGACCAGCAGAACAACCCUCUCCCAUCGAAACCCUUGCCAGAGGCGGAACGGGGUCCCAGCGCGGCGGGCGUUGAAGUGGAUCUCAGUUUCGGCGAUCUGGUGGACAAUAUUCAACCGCUCAGUCUGGCGGGCGUGAUGGGCGAUCCGGAGAAGGAGUGGUCCUUGAGACACAUUCUCGGAGCCGGCACCCUGCUCGGAAAGAGCUGUCAGGGUGCGAUGAUGUUGGCGGGUCAGCCGGAGUCAAUGCAACGGAGGGGUUACAUGUUUGGCAAGCAUCUCUCCCUGGCCUGGCAGGCCUGCUUAGAUCUGGAACCGUUCAGUAGCGAUCAGUUGCCGGCAGGCGGACGUUUCAGUUUGGUGUCGGCACCGGUCCUCUUCCACCUCGCGCACGAUCCUGCGCUGUAUGCUGAGAUCGAAAAGGGGCUCGAAUCGAUUGACAACGUCGACUACCAAGCGAUUCACGCGGCCAUUGUGAAAGGUCCCGGACUGGAUCGAACCCGUGCGCUGCAGCAAAAGCACAGUCAGGCCGCUAUGGUCGUGCUCAACGACUUGCCUUCGUCGGAUGCGCGCACGGCCCUUCAGAACAUCAUCAUCGCUAUGCAGGACAUCUAGCGAACCCUGCUUUGGGAGUGGGGAACAGGGACCCGGGGCAGGCCGAUACUGGGUAAACGCACGAACAAAUCAGCGCUCUGAGUUCUUUUCAAUCUCGGCACAAGACAAGUGCCCCGGAAAAGAAUCGAUCAACGAGCGGAACGACUGGAACCAGAGCGUCGAAAGGAAAGUAGAGAAACGUACCAUUCCGUCCAGAGUGUGAAAGGGAAGCGUGUUAGGGUAGCAUCGAAGUAAGCGACGUGCCAACACGUAGUGAGCCGCACUCACAGUGCUCACCGUGAGCUAGUGAGGUGAUGGAUGAGACGAGGAUCGCGAGAACCGUCUCGUGCUCGCGACUAGGCGAUGAACCGAACAGUGUUUGUAUAUUGUAGGGCAUUAGGUAGAAAAUGUUUAGAAAAUAUUGUUAGACCACUUGCAACUGUUAGUACCAUGCACGCACACAAUCGCGCGUAAAAGACAGCCCGCUGUAGAGGAGAGAACUAUUAGCACGAUCGCGAAGGAAGCCUUCGAUACUGGCUCGUUCUGUUUGUUAUUUUCCCUCCCACAUUUUCGAUGCAUGGACAACUGCGUUCUGCGCGCACUUCCGGAGGGCAUCGCAUUAAUCGCUAGGUGGCUGUUUUGUCUUUAUGGUUAUUCUUUUCCCCCAAUGGUUUCAAUGUAAUGUUGUAUUUCACCCAAGUUUUGCGUUUUGGACACAUAUUUACAGCUCUGUUAUCGUAUACAUAAC
This is a messenger RNA of Anopheles bellator, 2849 nucleotides long. Its product is annotated as all trans-polyprenyl-diphosphate synthase PDSS2-like. Gene Ontology annotation, biological process: ubiquinone biosynthetic process; isoprenoid biosynthetic process. The coding region runs from base 785 to 2122 and encodes 445 amino acids. Gene Ontology annotation, molecular function: prenyltransferase activity. The record is from RefSeq and is a predicted model, not a curated record. Gene Ontology annotation, cellular component: transferase complex; mitochondrion. The transcript is spliced from 3 exons. NCBI's taxonomy places the organism in Eukaryota, Metazoa, Arthropoda, Insecta, Diptera, Culicidae.